AUGUCUACGGGGGCGAGGACUAUUUGCAGUCAUCAUAACUGUAAACAGUGCCACAGUAUCACCUAUGAUCUCGGCAAUGAAAACAACAAGGACCUCUCGAAAAAGUGCAAACUUCUUCUCGACGCUCGAUUCUGCUGUUCUGGCUACUUUCUCAACGAUGGUACCAUCAUGGCGUCCACAAACUGCUGGAACAUGGAAGGGUGUCUUUGCUCCAGCUAUCUGAAGAAGGAAAAUGUCUACGAAAGAAACAUCACUUCUGACUUUGAAAACUCAAUGCAAAAGAUCAACUUUGAGCAGCUAGAAUUCUGCGGCGCCGGAUAUCAAUUGAUCCAGUACGAUUUGCUGAUUUAUCUUUGCUCGGUGAUCGGCUUCGUUUGUUUCGUCACCUUUCUCUCUAUCCGGACAACAGUUGGGAUAUCCGAUAUUGACAAUACGCGCGACCAGAAGCUCAAAUCGACGACGGAAAACAUUGUCGAGGAGUAA
Molecule: messenger RNA, 483 nt
Organism: Oikopleura dioica
Lineage: Eukaryota; Metazoa; Chordata; Appendicularia; Copelata; Oikopleuridae
Source: the annotation of a GenBank genome assembly